Messenger RNA from Harmonia axyridis, 4479 nucleotides. RefSeq names its product leucine-rich repeat and calponin homology domain-containing protein (gene Lrch). The coding region runs from base 290 to 2542 and encodes 750 amino acids. The transcript has 11 exons. NCBI's taxonomy places the organism in Eukaryota, Metazoa, Arthropoda, Insecta, Coleoptera, Coccinellidae. The record is from RefSeq and is a predicted model, not a curated record. Gene Ontology annotation, molecular function: protein binding.
CAGCAUUUCUAGGAAACUGUUAUACAAAAUAAUAUGAAAAUUUCUCUUGCGCAUGGCGAGUUUAAUUGACAUUUGCCACUGUUGACAGUAUGUAGAUCACCCAUGUAGAAGAUUGCGAGAUGCAAGUGCAGAGUGUGGUUGCUUUACCUAACGCUUGCAUAUGACGUUUAUUACUAUGUAACCGAAGUACUUAACUAUUUACACUUCUAGUGUGUUAACACAUAAAGUAUGAGUGGAGGUGAUACGAAAUUUCGGGUGAUUUUCAAACAGGAUUAAGUGUUUACAAUGCAUGAUGGCAGUGUUAGUACAAAAUACAAACGGACAUUUACAAUCUCAGUUGACGAGAUCUUUAGAAAGAAUUUUGGAAGAAGCCCAUCAAAGUGGAGAGCUGAGAUUAAGUAAUAGGAAACUGAAGGAUUUCCCAAAAUGCAGCGAUAAAUAUAACCUCAGUGAUACAGUCAUAGCUGACCUAUCCAAAAACCGUUUUAGUGAGCUGCCAGAAGAGGUGACGUCAUUCUGUUUCCUGGAAAAGCUGUUAUGUUAUCACAAUGCAAUAAGACUCAUGCCUGACGGCUUGAGCAAUCUUCAGUGCCUCAGUUUUCUGGACCUCAGUAGGAACCAACUUACAAGUCUUCCCAGAGAAAUAUGUCAAUUACCUAUCCAGAUUCUCCUGGUCUCCAACAACAGAUUGAAGAGUCUCCCCGACGACUUGUGCAAAAUGUCACAGCUCACAGAACUAGACGCUUCUUGCAAUCAGCUGUCUCACCUCCCGCCUAGAAUGUGCGAACUGCGAAGCUUGAAAUCUCUCAUUCUCAGAAACAACUUACUUUUGGCCUUACCUAUCGACAUCACGCUUCUGAGCCUGGUCAGGCUGGACCUGAGGGCGAACAGACUCGGCACGUUGCCGGUAGAACUGAAAGAGAUGGAAUCGAUGAUAGACUUACUUCUCGAGGAUAAUCCGUUUACAAGUCCGCCUGCUAGUCUUUGCAAAAGGGGCCGUGUGCACAUCUUCAAAUACCUGGAAACUGAGGCUUUGAGAUUGGAGGCUAAAUGUGGAGGAUUCACGGCGGGAGGCACAUUAGGAAGAAGAACAAAAAAGACUGGCGGGUCACCAGGUCCCACACACUUUGAUAGACUGAAACAGAAACGUUACAAUGUAGAUAGCGGUUAUAGUACUAGUAGCGAUGACAAAAGAUGGUCACAGGAAAUAACAGGUGACCUUGACAAACCAUGGACGAAUUCCAAUCCAUCAGUAGCUUCAACUCGCACAGAACUUAACGGAACAACUUCUUCUUUAUCAACACCUUCUACAAUUAGUCCUGGACCUGAAAAUGGCGAAGAUGACUCCGAGAAAAAGGACGAAAAUAAGAGUUUAGGCGAAUUGAGUGCUCGUCUAAGUCCAAUAAUUGAUCAUAACAACGUUAACCACAGCAAUGGUUUAGAAGAGAAAAUGAAACCUCUUCAUCAAAUACAAACAUACAGGGAAUACAAGGAAGCUUUAAAACAACAACGAGCACAAGAGGUUGCUUCUGUUUACAGAACCAAAGAAUCAGAAGAACACUCUUACAAAACAGAACCAAAUACACCAACGCACCACUCUUCGCCUCAGUCCUCUAUGGCUACCUCAAAAUCCGACCCCACUCCCCUAAACUCAGUCUUGGGUAGUCCCAAGAAAAUAUUCGACGAUACAAGUAAAAAACCAGUGCAAAAAGUUCAACCGUCUAGAAAUACCUCGUUCUCCCCAAAUCACAGUUAUACGAAUGGAAAUGGUACAAACAUAGACCAUAUUAGGACUUCUAAUUCAAGUAGCCCACAAUUCAUCCAAGACUACGUUAAGCCAACUUCACCUUUCAAAACAAACUCCUCCGGUAUAUUAUCCCACGAUAACGUUCCUUCCGGUAAUAACAAACAGACGGUCAAUCCUGCAAUGAAGAACAGUCUGAAUGGCAGUGGAAACGUGAAAAAUGUGAAUGGUGUGAACAAAGGCAAUUCCAGAAGUAUAUCCUGGAAUCCGGAAGUGAUACCCGACAAAAUGACUUUUACAAUGAGGAGAGAAAUCGACAAGGCCAGGGAAGAAACUGAUUUGAUCAAUCAAUUAAGAAACGUAAUUGAAGCCCGAUUGAAAAUGGCGCUGCCCAAAGACUUAGCCUCUUCAUUGACAGACGGUGUUGUUUUGUGUCAUUUGGCCAACCAUAUCAAACCUAGAUCUGUCGCUAGCAUUCAUGUUCCUUCACCUGCAGUUCCGAAACUCACAAUGGCCCGAUGUAGGAGAAAUGUCGAUAAUUUCAUUGAAGCUUGCAGGAAAAUUGGUGUUGACGAGGGGCGGCUGUGCAGCACCCUAGAUGUGACUGAGGCCUUAGAUGGACGCGGUCUACCCCGUCUCUACGACACUGUCGUGGCCCUGUGCGAUCAGGUCGAGAUGGAAAGAAAACCGAUGCCUCGUCAGAGUAGCACCCUGCAGGACACCACAGUCUCACUCCUACUGCUGGCAGUUUUCUUUGGGACUUUGGUAUUUCUGAUAACGUUUCCACCACCACCGUAAAAUGUUUUCGAUCGAUUUUCCAGCUUUUGCGACAGUAGAAAAUUGAGUUGAGUUUAGCCAAACUCAGUUAUUUCCCCCAUCUUCAUCUAUUCUUGAGAAAAAAAUAAAACACCUUUUUUUUUAGAGAAGCAUUGCUUUCGAUCGUUAAAGGAUCAUUUUUCUCGUCAUUCCAAAAUCAGAACCAAGUAUCGAAAUAAAAUUUAAACAGGUUUUUUGAUGCAUAACUGAGGCCUUGAGAAUAGUAUGAACUUUCUUCAGUACUGAAAAAAAGUGUCUUUAACUAAGAUUGAAAAACAACAAAUUUAUAUUUUGUAAUGAACACUUCCAUUUGUUGCUUUCUUGCGAAAUUUUAUAUUGUACUAAUAUAUACAAAAAAAAUAUCUGAACAUUCAUAUCUUUUUUGAUAUCAAGAAUGUGUAUAUUACAUUCUGUAGUACUCGAAUAUUUCCCAUUAGUGUUAUAUACAAAUAACCAAUUGUACUUGAUAGUCUUUAAAACAUUCCAUAUUUAUAUAUUGCUUUUUUGAGGUAUUCUUUUACCCCGCUUCUCGUCGAAUUUUGAUGAUAAAUUGUGAUUUUUUAUGCUUUUUGAAGGUGCCUAUUGUGAAAUUUAAGGAAUUGUUUGAUGCUAAACGUAGAUCGUUUUGGAUAUAGGUUAGGGAGCGUAUUUAUGGAAAAAUUGGUUGAUAUAUUAUUGAAUCUAUUUUUUUGUUGAAUGUUGCCAAAUUAAUUGAAUAGCAAAUUCGAAGUUUUUCUUUAUUCAAUGUUCAAUAUUCUUCUUCAAAGGUUUUGGAAAUUUCAAAGACCAACUUCUUUUCACUAUCUAAACACAUCUUUUAUUUUCUCUUUAAUUUUUACAUAUUAUUGUCACAUGAAACCUUCAUGUGUAGUUUUGAUUAGUAAAAUCUGUUCAGUGAAAGAAAAAUGUCUUGAACUUUUAAUUGUAUGAAAAAAGAAAACAUUUUGGUAUGUAUUUGUGAAAAGCUCUGCACAAUCAUUAGAACUCUCUGCAUUGUGAAUUGAAUGUCUUGAGAACCACCAAAAAUAUUGAAAUAUUCAGAAAUAUUUGAAGAAACAACAAAAAUUAUAAACUAUUUUUUUCCUCCUUUUCUGCAGAAUCUUUUAUAUUGUUAAGAUGUUCAAAGUGGCAAAGAAAAUUACUUCGGUGAUUUUUUGUAUUUGUUCAGAUUUUUUAUAAAUUGAGGAAAUAGUAUCAGUAUUAAUGUGGCAAACUUUCAAAAAAUCCUCUACCUCUUUGAUUCGAAAUCAGUAAAAAAAAAAACAGUGAUACCAAAGUUAAAAUACGUUUUUAUUUGAUAAAAUUUUUAAUUUUAUUAUCUGUCAAACUGAGAGAUUGAAAUAUAUAAUAAGAAUUAAUUAUAAGCGAAGGAAUGAUAAUAUUUUGUUGAGUAAGGCAGCUAGCUGAUGUGUUGCAGUAUUUAUUAGUAUUUUGAAUUUUUUUUCACCGUCCUAAAGACAUGGUACUUUGAAUAUAGAAUAAAUAUAAUCGCUAUAUUCAUUUGUGUUCUGAAUGGGUGCAUUGUACCUGUUUACUUGGAAUCUGCUGUAGUCGCAUCCUAUGUGCUGGGUAUUUUGAACCAACAAUAUUUAAUUAUAAUUGAAAAUGUCUAGUCAUUACUUUCCUUCAGUAUUAUUCGCAAACAAAGACUGUUUUUCCGAAUUUUCCUUAUUAGUAUUUUGCAGAAUCUCAGAUCUUUAUUUGCGUAAUGGGCAAAUUUUGUGCAUUUAAGUUUAUUUAUAGUAUCUUAUUUAAUUUUGUUGUACUUUCUUAUUCCGUAAGGUUGAUUUGUGUACAAGUUCAUUGCUUUUAUUUAUGGAGAAGUUUAUAUUUGUUUAAUUUAAUUGAUAAUUUUAGUUGUGUUUCAGAGUUUGUUUUUAUAAUAUAAUUUUGCAGGUGAAAUAAAUAUUUGAAUUGGA